This is a messenger RNA of Harpia harpyja (harpy eagle), 3830 nucleotides long. It is a transcript of the gene SLC35D1, whose product is annotated as solute carrier family 35 member D1. Gene Ontology annotation, cellular component: Golgi apparatus. The record is from RefSeq and is a predicted model, not a curated record. NCBI's taxonomy places the organism in Eukaryota, Metazoa, Chordata, Aves, Accipitriformes, Accipitridae. The transcript has 12 exons. Gene Ontology annotation, molecular function: GDP-fucose transmembrane transporter activity; antiporter activity. Bases 13 to 1083 code for a protein of 356 amino acids.
CCCCCCGCAGCCAUGUCGUCGCCGGCGGCGGCGCGCAGACGCCCGGCGGCCGGGGCCGAGGGGGGGGCCCCCGCGGGAGCCCCCGCGCCCGGCGAUGCGGAGCGGGGCAUGGCGGCGCCGGGCUUCGCGCUCUGCCUCAAGCUGCUGGCGGCGGCCUUCUACGGGCUCAGCUCCUUCCUCAUCGUCGUCGUCAACAAGAGCGUCCUCACCACCUACGGGUUCCCCUCCUCGCUGUGCGUGGGGCUGGGCCAGAUGCUGGCGACGGUGGCGGUGCUCUGGGCGGGCAAGGCGCUGCGGGUGCUCAAGUUCCCCGACCUCGACAGACACGUCCCCCGGCGGACGUUUCCUCUACCUCUUCUGUAUUUCGGGAACCAAAUCACAGGACUGUUCAGCACCAAGAAACUGAACCUGCCGAUGUUCACCGUCCUGCGAAGGUUUUCCAUCCUGUUUACGAUGUUUGCCGAAGGAUUCUUACUCAAGAAGAAGUUUUCUUGGAGUGUUCAGAUGACAGUAUUUGCUAUGAUCAUCGGGGCGUUCGUAGCUGCUAGUGCUGACUUGGCAUUUGAUCUGGAAGGAUAUAUUUUUAUCCUUAUUAACGAUGCCUUAACAGCUGCAAACGGUGCCUAUGUGAAACAGAAGCUGGAUUCAAAGGAGCUGGGAAAAUAUGGUCUGCUAUAUUACAAUGCACUGUUUAUGAUCCUUCCCACCUUGACCAUUGCCUACUUCACCGGAGAUGCGCAGAAGGCAAUGGAGUACCAGGGCUGGGCAGACACGCUCUUCGUCGUGCAGUUUACGCUGUCGUGUGUAAUGGGGUUUAUUUUGAUGUACUCCACGGUUCUUUGCACUCAGUAUAAUUCUGCUCUUACAACUACAAUAGUUGGCUGCAUUAAGAAUAUUUUAAUAACCUAUAUUGGGAUGUUUUUUGGAGGAGACUAUAUUUUUACAUGGACGAACUUCAUUGGUUUAAAUAUCAGUAUUGCUGGAAGCCUGGUGUAUUCCUACAUCACUUUUACGGAGGAGCAAAUGAGCAAGCAGUCUGAAGCUGGCAUCAAGAUGGAUAUUAAAGGAAAAAGCUCUGUGUGACCAGGGAGAGGCUUUUUUUGGAAGCAACCUAUUUCUGUUCAGCUGAUCGCGGGCAGAACACGGGAAGGAAUCCGGGGCGUCUGCCACGGAGUAACGGUGAUGCUCUUAAUUUGCACAACCUAGAUUGCUGCCUUUACAAAUUAUUGGGAAGAUAACUGACUGCACGGUGAAGAAGACAUCUAAUUAAGUCUGAUCGUGAGGAAUUAAUGGGUUUCUAAUCACGCUGAGAUUUGGCAGUAGAGAUUGGCACAGGCAGCGUGCACGUUGGAAUCGUGGAGGACUGUGCCAGCUCGGAGGGCCGUACCCCGAGCAUCCUUGGCUGCGUCUCGUCUCGGUGCAGCCGGGGAUGGGUGCUGGGGCUGGCUCUGCUCCGUGCCUCCCGCAGCCCGGUCCCCCCGGCGAGACCGUGGUACCCGGCACGGAUCCGGCCCCAAGGGGCAGGCGAACCCCUCCUCUCCCCAAGGGAGAGGAGCUGCGGCGUCGCAGCCCAUGCGAGGCGAGCGCUGGUAUUCCCCCAGCAAAGCCGCUUCUGCAGGAUGCUCCUGGUCUGGGCCAAAACCUCUGUUGAAUGCUCAGUGCUCUCUGAACUUACACUUGUUAAUUGGUUUUUGGUUUGUUUGGUGGUUGUUUUUUUUUUUUUUUCUUUUGUUCUGUUUGUUUGUUUGUUAACCCACUUUUAAAGCUGGGUUUACCUGCCUUGGUUUCUAAGAAAGAGCCCUGCAAACAUUCAUCCCUCUCCUUCCCACCCAAGGUUGCUUUUACGAGGCUCAGGGACGUUCCCAACGUGAAGGUUUUACCUGCCACCGGUGAGCUCGGCAGGGCCAGCAGCAUCCUUCAAACCACCCCAGGGUCAGAAACCUUUGGAUUUGGAAAAGCUGCUGGCCAUGCCAGGGCUGGCCCUGGUGCAGGGACCCUCGCGGGGCACUUUUUGGAUCCAACGGGGAGUAGCUGCAGGGUGUGCAGGAGAGCUGACGUUGUCCCACCUGGCACGCAGAGCCUCCUCUCUCGAUCCAGAAAAAUCCGCUGCAAAGGCUGCGGCUCCUGCCCCUGCAACCCCCUUCCCACCCAUCAGCACCGUGCACGUGUCUGGGAGAGGCACAGGGACUUGAAUCGUGGUGUUUUGGCAAGUCGGUGGGAAACUCGGGGGGCUGGUGGCUCUGCGGGUGCUCCUGCUUGUCCCUGCGAGCACGCGUGGCGUGUGCCCACGCUGCAGCACCAGCACUUCGGCUCCGGCCAAGCCCUGUCCUGCAGUUUGUUUUUUGAUGUAGUAAUUCUUCCUUUGGUUUGUGACCCGUUAAAAGAAUGGGAUUUUUAAUAUGUCAGGCAGUGUUAACUGAUUUUUUUUUUUUUUUUUUUAAAGGUUGUCUUAACACAGCACUUCUUUCUAGGUCUUUUUUGGAUUGUCUUUCUUUUGGUUUAAAAAGAAUUGUUUAUAAUCUUGGUUAAAAAAAAUUUUGGUAAAACUGUAUGAGGUUUUUUUUUUUUUUUUUAUACAUUCCUUUGGUAACCAGGAAAAUAGCUUCUAUAGACAAUAUGUAAUUUUUGUUUCUGGAAGAUAGUUGCUGAAAAUGUAACUGCUGUUUGGCCAAGCUGGGUUUACUGGAGUACUUAACAUUGAAGUUUUUAUAUGUGACCGAGAAUUUCUCUGAACAGUGCUGGUAAAGAUGCAGAGCGAGUCUGCCAGCCCCUGUGCUACUGCCUGCUCCAAAAUCCCAUCCCUGGAGUCGUUCUGGCCAGGCGUGCCGGAGCUGACGUUUCUGUACCGGAGCUGGGGUCUUCCCUUCUCUCCCUUUUGGGGUCAGUGGGAUGCGGAAUGUGCGUAGCGGGGGAUUGGUGUGGUUACUGUAUUUGUAAGGCGUGUGGCAGCACAGAGGGCUGAGUCGGUGCGUCCCUGAGCGAGGAGCAGCCCUUCAGUGGGGCUCCCCCCUCGUAGUGCGGAAUUGGAGAAAGAAAGAAAAAAAAAAAAAAAAAUUCCCCAGUCAUUCUUAUUGCUUCCUCCAUUUCAGUAAGACCUCAGCUUUGCAGUCGGCUGCAGAGCUGCUCUUUUUAUAAGGAAAGAUAAAUGCUUCCUGCUGUGCAGAAGACCCAGAGCUACUCACACAUCAGCUCCCGGUGGGGUUACUGGUCCCUGCACUGGUUCCCAGCAGCGGGGUGGUGCUGGGGCUGGCAGACCCCUGUCCCUGCAGCUUCCAGCCGCUGCGGCCCCUUGCAGCGCGUGAUUUCAGGGGUGCUGUACUGCACCAAACCCCUGUCCUUCAGCCAGGCCUGUGCAUUCCUCUCACUUGCUUCACCAGAAAUAUUUGCCAAUCACUUUUUGCCAUGUUUGCUUGUAACUUCGCUGUGCUGAGGCGUUUGCAGUCGGGAUGUCAAUUCUGUCGAAGGUUUUGAUUUUUAUUUUUUGAAUCUACUGGUUAGAUUUCUUGUCCAAAAGGUAAAAUGUUUUUAAAGCUUAUUAUUUUGUUUGUAACUGGGCACUCUUCAGUGCCAGGGUCUGGAUGGUAUUGUAUACACUGGGAAAGCGAACAGAGUUCUUACGACAGUAUUUUCUAUGCUAUUAAUAGACUAAAAGUUUUUCUAUAUAGAAUCUAUUUACAAAAUGACCGUUUUAGUGAUUAAGAGAGUGACCUUUUUAUUUGAAUGUAUGGCAGGCUUUAUAUGUCAGUCAGUGGAUGAUAGCAAAAAGAAUUUUAUGAUGUGCCUAUGUAUUUUUGUACUGGCUUCAAAUAAACCGAUGACCUUCCCUCCUA